This is a messenger RNA of Chlorella variabilis, 987 nucleotides long. RefSeq lists its product as hypothetical. The record is from RefSeq and is a predicted model, not a curated record. Gene Ontology annotation, molecular function: ATP binding; ATP hydrolysis activity. NCBI's taxonomy places the organism in Eukaryota, Viridiplantae, Chlorophyta, Trebouxiophyceae, Chlorellales, Chlorellaceae. The coding region runs from base 1 to 987 and encodes 328 amino acids. The transcript has 7 exons. Gene Ontology annotation, cellular component: mitochondrial outer membrane.
AUGCUGGGGUCGUGGCUCAUCCUGCGGUGGGCCCUGAACCAGAUGGACCCCAACAAGAACGCAAAGGCGAUGGCCAAGCUGCGCAAGAAGGAGCUGGCCAAGCGGCUGGGCCGCCCCGUGAACCUGGACGGCCAGUACGAGGACGUGGUGGCCCAGGCGGUGAUCAACCCUGCGGCCAUCGACGUGACCCUGGAGGAUGUGGGGGGGCUGGACCACAUCAUCGAGGAUGUGACGCGGAACGUCAUCACCCCCAUGCGCCACCCAGAGCACUUCCGCUCCAACCUGCUGCGCCAGAAGCGCGGCGUGCUGCUGUACGGCCCGCCCGGCACAGGCAAGACGAUGCUGGCCAAGGCUCUGGCUCGUGAGUGCAACGCCUGCUUCAUCCUCCUCAAGUCGUCCACCAUCCUGAGCAAGUGGUACGGCGACAGCAACAAGCUGGUGGCGGCGGUGUGGAGCCUGGCCAGCAAGCUGCAGCCCUGCAUCCUGUUCAUAGAUGAGGUGGAUUCACUGCUGGGGCAGCGCAGCCACCAGGAGCACGAGGCCACCACCGCCAUCAAGACGGAGUUCAUGCAGGCAAGAGCGCUGGGGGGGCUGCACCCGGCUGGCCUGGGCCGGGCCGGGCGUGCGCUCUCUCUGCCUCUGUGGGAGGGGUUUGAGACCACGGGUCGCAGCAACAUCCUGGUGCUGGGCGCCACCAACAAGAAGGACAGGCUGGACGACGCGGUGCUGCGCCGCUUCUCGCUGCAGUACGAGGUCAAGCUGCCGAAUGUGACGCAGCGCGAGGCGAUACUGCGGCUGACGCUGCAGCGGCAUGCGCGGGAGAUUGGGCCGGAAAACAUCGAGCCGCAGCUGCUGCCGCUGGGCGCCGCAGACGGUGGCAGCGGGCUGGCCUGGCUGGCGGAGCGCACCGACGGCUUCAGCGGCAGCGACCUGGUGCAGCUGUGCAGCCAGGCGGCGGCGGUGCCCAUCCAGGAGCACAUAGAGUGA